AAAAUCUUAUUGGUUUUAACGAUGAUAUCAAUGGAAAAACAAGUCACUUUAGGAUAGCUUUAUUAAAGUCGCUUUAGGAUUGCUUUAUUGAAAGUGUAAAGAAAUUUCUUGAGCUUUUUGAAUUGGAAAUUUAUUGGAAGCUCACAUCUCUCUAUAUACAGUUUCUAUCAUUGAGGUGCUCAAAGCACAUACCUUCUAUCUCAACAAAAUCAACGCAUCGAUGGCAUCUACAUCGUCUUCUCUAUCUGUGCCGUCAUUAUCUUCUCAGUUGUGGCAAUACCAUGUUUUUCUUAGUUUUAGAGGAGAAGAUACUCGUAAGAAUUUUGUGGAUCAUCUCUACACAGCUCUUGAACACCAAGGGAUCUAUACUUACAAGGACGAUGAAACACUUCCUCGGGGUGAAUCAAUCGGCCCAUCCCUUGAGAAGGCUAUUGAAGAAUCACAAAUUUCUGUCAUCAUAUUCUCUAAAAACUAUGCUGAUUCUUCAUGGUGCUUAGAUGAACUUGUACAUAUCAUGAAAUGCAAGGAUACAAGAGGCCAAAUUGUGAUACCCAUAUUUUAUGACGUUGAUCCUUCCGAAGUUCGAAAACAAAAACGCAAAUACGGAGAAGCAUUUGUGAAACAUGAGCUGGAGAACAACAACAAGGUUGAAUAUUGGAGAAAAGCACUUGUGGAUGCAGCUAAUAUUUCUGGAUGGGAAACUGAGCACAUUGCCAACGGGCAUGAGUCGAAGUGCAUCAAAAAAAUUGUUGACACAAUUUCACAUAGGUUGCAUCCAAUAACUUCAAGUGUGGAUGACAACCUGGUUGGAGUAGAGGCUCGCAUGCAACAUUUGAUACCAAAGUUACAAAUUGGGCUUGGCGGUAAAAGGAUGAUUGGAAUAUGGGGGGUUGGGGGCGGUGGUAAGACUACUCUUGCAUCUUCUAUUUAUGAUGAAAUCUCUAGCAAGUUCGAUGGUUGCUGCUUUCUAAAAAAUAUUCGGGAAGAAUCAAGUAAUAAAGACGGUUUGGAAAGAUUGCAAGCGAAAAUUAUUUGUGGUGUUUUGAAACAAAAACAAGUGGAGGUGGGGAGAGUUGAAGAAGGAAGGCGCAUGAUAAAGGAUAGGUUACACCGUAGAAAGGUCUUGAUUGUUCUUGAUGAUGUCGAGAACCUUGAGCACCUGGAACAAUUAGUUGGAUCCCGUGAUUGGUUUGGUGAAGGAAGCCGCAUAAUAAUCACAACUAGAGAUGAGCAUGUUUUAACUGGACAUAAAGUAGAUGUGAUACACAAUAUUACCUUGUUAAACAAUGAUGAGGCUAUGAAGCUCUUUUGCAAGCAUGCACCUUGUGGCCACAAACCUUUAGAAGAUUACCAGCUUCUUUCAAAAGACGUGGUUUCUUAUGCUGGAGGGCUCCCAUUAGCACUUAGUGUUCUCGGUCGUUUUCUAUGUGACAAAGAGAUGGAUGAGUGGAGAAGUGCAUUGGCUAGACUGAAAGAUAUUCCAGAUGCUGAUAUCUUGGAAAAGCUAAAAAUCAGCUUUGAUGGACUCAACACUGUGGAGAAACAGUUGUUCCUUGAUAUUGCAUGUUUCUUCAGAGGGAGGUAUAAAGAUAACGAAGAGAUAAUGAUGAUACUUAAUGCUUGUGGUUUUCACCCUGUUAUAGGCAUAAAGGUGUUGGUACAAAAGGCUCUCAUAACUAUUACAGAAUAUGGAAAGUUUGAUAUGCAUGAUUUGGUACAAGAAAUGGCACACUACAUUAUUAGAAGGGAACACCCCAACAAUCCUGAUAAACAUAGCAGAAUCUGGAAGGGGGAAGAUGUUCUAAAAAUAUGUGCUAUGGAUGCAACCACGAACCUUGACAAGAUUGAAGCUAUAUAUGUUCAGCGUAUCAGGAGUGACGAAUCACGUGUUCUUCAGGUCACUGCAAACAUGAAGAAACUUCGGUGGAUUGAUUUGAACCUUAAUCUGGCAGAAGCUGAAUCGGUUAUAGUGCCAGAAAAAUUUCCACCAAGGGAGCUUUGUUGUCUAACAUUGAGGUUUCUCAAUGUAAUACAACUUUGGGAGGGUUACAAGUUUCUACCAAACUUGAGAAUGAUCAGACUUUUUUACUUGACGAACCUAAUCAGGACACCAGAUUUUGACGGGCUUCCUAACCUUGAAAGAUUCAUAGUUGAUGGAUCUCCGCUUUUAGAAGAGAUUCAUCCAUCAUUUGGACGUUUGGAAAAUCUAGUUUGUGUGCAGAUACAAGAUUGUGAAAAUCUUAAUAUGGUUCCACCCAUUACCCGGUCGAAGAAACUCGAGACUCUUGUAUUAGUCUCAAGUUGCAGUUCAUUUAAUAAUUUUCUACCUCACAACGUGAACCACAUAGGAGCAUGGUUUUUUGGUGGAUGCUUAAGAAAGCUGGAUCUCAGCUGGUGCAAUUUGGCAGAUGGAGACAUCAAAUCUGCAGCUAUUUGGGAGUUACCCAACCUGCAAGAACUCAAUCUUGAAGGAAAUAGAUUUCUAUGGUUGAAUUUUAAUCUCUGGCGACUUCCUCGGCUCAAAUUGCUGAACGUGUCACAUUGCAAAAAACUUGUAGAAUUGUCGGAGCUGCCAUCAAGCAUAGCUGUUGUUAUUGCGAAUAAGUGUAGUUCAUUUCAAAGCUUUGGAGAUAUUUCAAAAUGUAAAUGGCUGUGGAAAGUCUCACAUUUAGAGGAUUACAAUAUAGGUCCAAUUAUUGGUGAGAUAUUACUAGAUUCCAUGCUCCAGGGAAAUGCUAAAGAUUACUUUAUCAGUAUCAGCCUUUCAGGCUUUGACAUUUGGAGAGGGCCAUCUGUACUUUGGGUCGUUUGGGUGAAGACUUAUAAUAUGCCCCUUCCACAUGAUUGGUACAAUCAGUUUUCUGGGAUUUUGAUGUUUGUCAAACCCAAUAAGAAAUUUGAUGGGAUCCCUGACAUAACCAUCAAGCUGGGUGUCCUUGAAAUUAUUCAAUCUGAGCUUGAUCAGGAGUCUAAGGAAACACUUGAGACUCGUUAUCAUGAUACAAUAUAUGUAGGAUAUGUUUCGUUUAGUUCAUUGAGGCACACCGGAUGCUUGAAUUCAACAUACAAUUUCAUUUCCUUUUCCUGCGAUGAGGAUUUGUAUGGAGAUGGGCAUAGGUUUAGAGUUGUACUCGUUCCUAAAGAUGAUCCAAUGAAAACAACGAAAGUCACAACAGACUCCUCAGAAUUUUGGGAUAAUAACAUAAAGACAUUUGUUGUUAAACAUGACUUAAACUCCUCUAUCGAGAUUUUAUGGAAACCAUAAGUUGGUAGACAUAAUCCCAGAGUUUUUCCCUCAACAUAAUUUUUUGCGUCAUCAUUAAUUAUCUGUUGUAUCUCUUUCCUUUCUUGAAUUGGUUACUACCAACUAAAGUUUAUGCUAAUUAAAGAAGUAUAAUCAAGAGUCACUUUAGUCUCCAAUUCUUAGAUG
Molecule: messenger RNA, 3430 nt
Organism: Lactuca virosa
Lineage: Eukaryota; Viridiplantae; Streptophyta; Magnoliopsida; Asterales; Asteraceae
Source: the annotation of a GenBank genome assembly